Anopheles coustani is the source of this 1550-nucleotide messenger RNA. RefSeq names its product terminal uridylyltransferase Tailor-like. Gene Ontology annotation, biological process: mitochondrial mRNA polyadenylation. The record is from RefSeq and is a predicted model, not a curated record. The coding region runs from base 67 to 1503 and encodes 478 amino acids. The transcript has 4 exons. Gene Ontology annotation, molecular function: poly(A) RNA polymerase activity. Lineage: Eukaryota; Metazoa; Arthropoda; Insecta; Diptera; Culicidae.
GUUUGAGUUCUGUGUAUGUUCUAGUAUUUUUGCUGCAAAAGAUUCACUGUCAAAUCCGGAAUAACAAUGACUAUGCACCAAUUGGCAACAAACGUGCUAAUGCACGCAUUAAUAACUAACCUCGAUUCGUACGCGCCAGGUAGCAAAUCCAUUGAUCCUUACACAUUGAGCCUUCUCGAACUGCUCCUUGAGAAGAUCAAAGAUUUUCUCAAUGAUACUCACCUGGAGCUUUUCAAACUGCAUAAAAACGAAUGGAAUAUCGCCACGAUGUGUUACCAACAGCUGGAAAAAGUGGAUUGCCGAUUUUGUGGUGAUUCUUUUAAUGAGUGUGUUAAUGCGCUAAAGAACUUUACGGAACAUGAGUUGAAGAAGAAAACCAAGGUCGAAAAGGACGAGCCUCUGGCUUCGUACCUAGGGAUAAACUGCAUUCCUCGAUCGAUGGAGCAGCUUCCUAAAACGAUUAAAAAGCUUCUUAAAAAGGACACCAACACUGUUUUAAAGGAAAUUCAACUGGACACAUUGUGUGGCAAGGACAAUCCAAUAAACGCUAUCGUAGCAAGUGACAUACAAAAUGUUGUUCGGAAGGGGUUUCCACUUGCUAAAGUCUACCCGUUUGGCUCACGAUUCGUGGGUACGGCUAAUUCAGAAAGCGAUAUAGAUAUUUACAUAGAUGUUGAAGGGAAUUAUGCGUUGACAGAGUAUGGCAACAAAUGCUCUUCUUUAAGUCCUGCUGAUACAAUUGAAUCAAUUAAAUGCGUGAAGAAUCUAUUCCUUGAUAAAAUCGAUUGGUUAGUCGAUAAGAAAUUAUUAAUGGCACGAGUCCCACUGCUGUGCGUUCGCUACUUGACAUACGGUGUAAAAUGUGAUUUAUCAUUUACAAAUGGAUUGGCGCAUCAGAACUCAAUUUGGCUGGCUUACAUGUUUGACCUACAACCAAAGAGUCGUUGGCUAAUUUGCUAUCUGAAGAAAUGGAACCCAGAGAGUUGUCUGAAUACGUACACAAUAUCGUUGCUCGUAAUCUUUUUCUUCCAGUGCCGUAAUCAACUUCCCAGUGUUCAUAUGCUGCAACAGGAUGUCAAUACAGUAGGCAAAUUUAUUGACGGUUGGAAUAUCGAUUUUGCCAGGCCUACUCUAGAUCAACUGGGUUACCAGCUGUGCAAUGAUCCAAUGCCAUCGUUAGUACAUCAAUUUUUCACCUUUUACAGCGAUCAGUUCUCGCUAGAAACAGAUAUCGUUUGUCCGUUUCUAGGCCGAACUGGGAUAAAAAAAAGUCAAUUCCAAGUAACAGCAUACGAUGAACUGCCCUCCGAAAUGAGUGCUCUUUUGGUGUACAUGGAAGAACACCAAAAAGAUCCAGACAUCAAACGCCAUUUUGCCUUUAACAAGCCAUUCGUUGUACAGGAUCCAUUCGAGCUGUGCCACAACGUUGCCAAAGGUGUUGCCGUCGAUAAGGCUUCCAAAUAUUUGCGUUUAUUUGAAUUGAGUGCCAAAUAUUUUUGUUAGUGGAUAACCAUGAUCGUUUCUUUAUUUUUACUUAUGUUUCAUGCCAA